UGUGGCUACUCGACGAUUCUGUAGUUUUGGUUUGGAGGAACGACAAGUAAUAAGACAUUUUACAGUCUUUACUGGAAAAUUGUUUCCUCAACACACCAGAACGGCAUUACUAACGUCUGACAAUAAAUUAAUCACAUAUAACUUUAAGUGUAUUCAUGUAUUCCUUAUUUGGAAAUUAGCAUUUUACGACAAUUUCGUUUUGUGAAAAAGAAAUCGAAAGUAGUAACUAGCAACCAGACGAGAGAGUCUACACAACUCUUCCUGUCUACCAGCGUUAUUUUGUUUUGUUUACUUGGAAACAUAAAUAACAUACGGAUACACAUGCAAUGCUCAGAGGAAGUGAAUAACUAUCAAAGGGAGAUUCCAGUGCUUUAGGCCCAUCCCCGCAUACACAAGCCUGACUUACAGUACUUCAAUUUUCCAAGUGACAGUUUUAAGAAAUGACUUCAGCCGACAACAACGAGUACUUCAUCAUACUUGCAAAACCACCCUCACCAAAUGGGUACUUAAAUGCUGGUGAAAUAUGCUACAUAUCAAAGGAACGAUAUGAUGCAUUGAAAAAAAGAAAUGACACAAACAUUAUUCCUAUAAUUUGUAUUGGCUCAUCAUUCGAUUCACACCUUAAUGCAAGUCUUCUGCACCCAUUGACUCGCAGGUCAGCAGAAUUACUGCUGGCUCUUGAUAUGAAUGAGGAGCGAUUAAGGGCAGUGGAUGAUCAUGAGGCUUUACAGAAUGCUUUGGAUUUGUCUGAAGGUUGUCAGGUAUAUGUGGAACAUAAAGGGCAGUUUCUCAAAGGUGUGAUUAGAUACAUUGGCAGUAUUCUACAUUCUUGUCCUAUAGCAGGAGUAUUCUUUGGUGUGGAACUGUUGGGUGAAGAUAAAGGGAAAGGCCUGAAUGAGGGCUCCUACCACUACAAAACCUACUUCAGUUGUUCCAAAAACUCAGGGAUUUUUGCCCCUUUUACAAGAGUCAAACCUAUGGAUCCUAAACCUUUAGUUCCCCUGUCCAAGACAUCUACUGAGCCACUCGUGGUUGGAGACCGAGUGACCUUUAUUGAUGAUUGUGAAUAUGUCCACCAUGGCAUGGUUAUGAACAUAAGCGACAAAAAAAUGGUUCUCAUAUCCACUGAUAGGGAUGAAGAUGGGAAGCAGGGGGGAGAGCUAACAGUUCCGUUAGAUUGUGUCAUUAAAGAAGAGCUGUUAAUUAAAGUAGAAAGAAAGUCAUGCGGGUUUGGUUUGGAAUGCCUUGAGGAUGAAUGUGAAAAAAUGGACACUUCUCAGGGCCUAGAGAUGGGGAAUGUUACUGAUUCUGCAGAUAUUACUGUUGGCUCCCUUGUGCAGGUGAUUCUGGGUAAAGGACCUGCUUAUGGAACUGUCCGCUGGAUUGGAUCUCUCCCAGAUUUCCCUGAGAUACGUGCUGGGCUGGAACUGGAGGAUGCCUGUGGAGUGAAUGAUGGAACAUUUAAAAAAAAGCGUUACUUCUCCUGUCUUCCAAAAUGUGGAUUAUUUGUGAAACUGGCAUCCUGUCAACCUGAUGACCGUUUCUCUGGUGCAAAGGAGAAAGUGUUUAAUGGACAUUCUGAUCAUGAUGAGGCAUUAGCAUCUUUGGCACAGGAGAAUGUACCACCUGUUAGAUCAGAAGAUGUGUUAAAUCGAUUGGUUGGCCGGAUGAAGGGAGUUCAGGGUCACUGCAACUCCUGUUAUAUGGACUCUGCCCUGUUCAGUUUGUUUUCCUGUUCAUCAGUCCUGGAUUCUCUGCUUUUUAAGUCCAUACAACGUGCAGACCAUCCAAUUCAAAGCACUCUACUGAAGGACAUCGUCAACCCUCUCCGCAGAGAAGGUUUUGUACCAGAGAGGAGUGUGAUGAAGCUUCGGCAACUACUGCAAAAACGAGGCCACUGCCCCACUUACACCACAGAUGAGAAGGAUCCCGAAGAGUUCCUCUCUCUCAUCAUGCAAGAGGUUCUGUCGCUAGAUCCUCCACUCAAACUGAGGAGCCAGUUUGGUAAUAAAAAAGACCAAGGCAAAGUACAAAGCUGUUACUUCUACCAAAUCUUUAUGGAUUACAACCAUCCAUUGGUCCUGCCAACUGUUCAACAGCUACUGGAACAUUCCUUUCACAGCAACAGUCUCAAACUAUCAGAGGUGCCUGCCUGUUUGAUUCUUACUAUGCCUCGCUCAGGGAAGAGUUUCAAAAUGUUUCCAAAAAUCAUUCCUUCUACAGAACUGGAUAUCACUGGUCUUCUUUCUGAUGGUCCUCAGCAGUGUGUGUUGUGUGGUCAGUUGGCAAAUGAGGAGUGUGCUGAUUGCUUCAGGGAUCAAGUUUUUAGUGAUACCGGGUUCAAAUACUUCUGUAUGAAAUGUUCUGCUCAGGUUCACUCUCAUCAGAAGCGUCGAUGUCACAAACCUAGCAGCCUGCAUCUUCCUCAGGGAUACUCUUACUCACAGAGUUCAGGGUUUGAUACACGCACUCCUCCACGGGAGAAACUAGAGCUGUUUGCUGUGCUGUGCAUAGAGACCAGCCACUAUGUGUCUUUUGUUAAAUAUGGACCACAAGAUACUGACUGGAUCUUCUUUGAUAGUAUGGCUGACAGGAUCGGUGAAAAAGAUGGCUACAAUAUCCCAGAGGUGCAGGCAUGUCCUGAGGUUGGGAAGUACCUACAUAUGCCUCUGGCUCAGCUAGCAAAUCAGGUACCUCGAGAGAUGGAUGGUGUGGCGAAGCGACUCUACUGUGACGGUUACAUGUACCUUUACCAGAGUCAGAGUAUGUCUCUUUAUCGAUGAUUAAAUCAAUGCUCAAGACAGACAUGCACAGAAAAUAAAUAAGAACUCGCUAUCUGAAUAUUAAUGACUAGGUCUGCUUAGACUUGUGAUAAUUAUCAUAAAACUAAAUGCUUCUGCUCAAUGUUUCAGCAUUUAUUCAGUUUCCAAACAUUUAUACUUUCUGUUGGAAUCAGUUUCCAUGGACAAUAAUGCCUGGGUGGGUGGAACAUGCACUUUGAAUAUGCUAAAUCAGGAUAAUGACAUUCCUUAGCUGAUUUAGACUUGAAUAAAAUUAGUUAAAUCCAAAUGCCUUAUAUGUAUAUAGAAAUUGCAAAAAAAAAAAAAAUUGCUUCUCUUUAAAAUGUUUAUUAUCUUACCAGAAUGAAAGGAGGUUUUCUAUUUGUUAUUUUCUUCUAAUGCCAUCACUGAACUGUGAGCAAAUCUACUGUAACUAGCUGCCCUAAUUUUUGUAUGUUGAAAGGGGGCCAGGACAUUUUUGUUACAUUUAAUAAUAUAGUACAUUUAAUCAUGACAGAAUAAAUUGUUGGAAAUAAAAAACAAAAAACACAUUUCUUUAAAACAUUGUGGUUGAUGACUUAAAGGGAUAUUUCACCCAAAAAUGUAAAUCAAUUAUUCACCCUCAUGCCAUCCCAGAUGUGUAUGACGUUUUUUUUUAUUCUGCUGAACACAAACAAAUAUUUUUAGAAGAAUAUCUCAUAUCUGUAGGUCCAUACAAUUCAAGUGAAUGGUGACCAGAACUCCAAAAGCUCCAGAAAGGAGAUAAAGUCAGCAUAAAAGUAAUCCAUUAGACUUAACAUGUUUAAUUAAUGUCUUCUGUAGUGAUCCUGUUGGUUUUGGGGGAAAAUAGACCAAAAAACCUUUUUCAUUGUACAUCUGGCCAUUGCUUUCUCUAGACAUAAUCAUAAUUUCAAGCUCGAUUACAUUUCCUAGCAUUUAACGCAGGCAUAGAGUGAUACAUUGUGCGAUAUGAAGAGUAAUCAAGCUUGAAAUUGUGAUCGUGAAAUCAUGGUUUUGGUCCGUUCUCACUGAAACCAACUGGUUUGCUUCAAAAGACAUUGAUUAAACUAAUGGUGUCUUAUGGAUUACUUUUAUGCUGACUGUAUCUCCUUUUUGGAGAUCUGGUCACCAUUCACUUACAUUGUAUGGACCUACCGAGCUGAGAUAUUCUUCUAAAAAUCGUCAUUUGUGAUUAGCAGAAGAAAGAAAGUCAUACACUUCUGGGCUGGCAUAGGGGGGAGAGAAUUUUCAUUUUUGUGUGAACUAACCCUUUAAAUAUGGCAGAACUAAUUUCCAUUUUUGUUUUGUUUUUGAAAAACAUUCAGUAAUUCUGUAUGUUCUCUCUGUCUCCUGAAAAACAUGAACCACAUGUAAUGCCAGUGUCAUAAAUUAUCUGUCAGAAUGUUUUGAUUUAUUUCACUAGACAUUCAUUAUACAUGUUAUCUCUCUUGAAAAUUGGUUGUUUUUCUAGUGCAUUUAAAUCCAAAUAAAAAGAUUAACCAAAAAAUAAAUAUGCCUUGACAGUGACACUUAUGUGGAACAACAUCCUCUAAUUCCUCCAUUUCUCUCUGCCUCAGUGUGUGCUUGUGUUAGAGCCACAUAGAUCUGAUUGAUCUUAGCUAAUUACAUUCCUCACUUUACACAACAGGGAUACACCUGGAUGAGUCUUUGCUUGUUUCUGUCAUUUACAUGAACCUUUACAUGAAUUGUAGUUGUUUAAACAACAGAAGAGGCAGAAAGUGAUCAAAACAGAGAAUGAUGUCCUUAUAUGUGGGAUAAAGUUGUGCUGUGAUAAAGCUAACACACUUGGGUAUGUGAAUGCCAUAAGGAACAAGCUUCUUGAUGUUCUGAUGUUCACUGUAAACAUGUACAUCAAAUUGAAAUGUUUAUUUUAUUCCCUUAAUUAAAUAAGUUACUUCCAACUUGAUCAUUUUGGAGCUUAAAUCUUUUCUUUCCUGUUUUUAAAGCAGGAUUUCAGGCAUUUGCACACACUCAGGAAAAGUUCCAAAGACUGAAUGUCUGAGAACUGUUGCAUGAACGGAAAUUUUAUAGAAAUGUUUUAAAGAGUAUUAGUCUUCCACCUGCAAAGGGAUAGUUCACCCUAAAAUAAAAUUUCUGUCAUCAAUUACUCACCCUCAUGUCCUUCUAAACCCAUAUGACUUGCUUUCUUCUGUGAAACAAAGUGACUAAAAAAAGCAACAAAUUGUCAUGAACUGAUCCAUAGGACUUCUGCACUGUAUUAAAGGAAUAGUUGAAUAAACAGUUACUUUAAUAAUCUUUAGAGCUGUCAAAAUUAAUGCAAUAUAUGCAAUAUUUUUUACCUUAAUCACACAUUUACCAUUAAUAAAGCAUAAACCAGCAAAAACAGUGGUGAGACUAGAGCGGAACCAUUGCGAUGUGUUCCAGGACCUUUUAAAGCUAUUUGUAUGUACAAAGCAAGACUUGUGACAGAAAGCAAGUACUUUGCAGCCUCUGUAAAGUGCAAUUAAAUUACCACAGAAGCCUCAAGCCUUAACCAUCAUGAAAAUACAGAAUGAAAUGUUGUCUGUGCCACUUUUCAUUUGGAGAUCAAAGUGGCGCUUGGUGCUGGCAUUGACGCCUUGAUUGCUGUAGCAAAGUAAAUAGCCACAGUCUGCCAGCUGAUUAAUAUUGUGGAGAAUGAGAGUUUACAAGAUUUAUGGAGGGGAUUUGUUAUUUCAAUUCGUGAAACUUCCACUUAGGCUUUGAGAAACUUUCAGUGUUACUUGAAUUGAUGCUAUUUGAGUGCAUUUCUAUGUUUAUACUGUGAAAGAUUUUGUUUAGAAACU
This is a messenger RNA of Xyrauchen texanus (razorback sucker), 5587 nucleotides long. Its product is annotated as ubiquitin carboxyl-terminal hydrolase CYLD-like. Gene Ontology annotation, cellular component: cytosol. Gene Ontology annotation, biological process: protein K63-linked deubiquitination. The transcript is spliced from 16 exons. Bases 441 to 2783 code for a protein of 780 amino acids. The record is from RefSeq and is a predicted model, not a curated record. Gene Ontology annotation, molecular function: cysteine-type deubiquitinase activity; K63-linked deubiquitinase activity. Lineage: Eukaryota; Metazoa; Chordata; Actinopteri; Cypriniformes; Catostomidae.